CUGCGGGUCCAGUCGUCGGAGGGCACGACCCGCGUGGAGAUGCUGGACACGGAGGUCACGUCGCGCCUCUACGAGCGAGUCCACGACACUCUGAACUUGAACUCAUUCGGCUUCGCUUUACACAAGGACCGCGCGCGGAAACAAGAAAUUUCAUCUAGUAAAUCUCGCCAACUCCGAGAGUUCGGGCUGCAACAUGGAGACAUGCUCUACUUGAGUCCUGUCAAUGGAACAGUUCUCUUUGACCAGCCUUCCACUAGUUCUGAGCCACUCAACAAGCCUUUGACAGAGCAUUCAACGGAGGCAGGUCCUUCCACAGUGACUCCCUCAAAUGCUGUCAGUAAGGGUCCAAUAGAACAUGAGGUAGACUUACAACUGUACCGUCUCUCAGGCAGCAUACAUCGACAGAGAGAUGAAAAAUUAUGUCGUCACAAUUCCAAAGGCUGUUGUGUGCACUGUUCGGCCCUGGAGCCCUGGGACGAGGGCUACCUCAAGGAGCACAACAUCAAGCACAUGUCAUUCCACGCAUACCUCCGCAAGAUGACUUCUGGCAAGUUCAUCACACUGGAUGAACUGUCAUGUAAAAUAAAGCCAGGCUGCAAGGAGCACCCUCCGUGGCCGCGCGGCAUCUGCUCGUCGUGUCAGCCGGGCGCCGUGACCCUCACGAGGCAGCCCUACCGCCACGUGGACAACGUGCUGCUGGAGCACGCGGCGCCCGUGGAGCGCUUCCUGUCCUACUGGCGCGCCACGGGCCACCAGCGCGUCGGCUUCCUGUACGGCCGCUACGAGCUGCACCCCGACGUGCCGCUGGGUAUCCGCGCGCGCGUCGCCGCCGUGUACGAGCCGCCACAGGAGUGUAGCCGGGACGCUGUGCGCCUGGCGCCGGACGACCACGCCGCGCUCCUGGACCGCCUCGCCGCCCGCCUCGGCCUGGAACGUGUAGGCUGGAUCUUCACCGACCUGCUGCCGUUGGAUCUAGUCAGCGGCACCGUGCAGUGUCUGAGGGGUGUGGACACACACUUCCUCUCCGCUCAGGAGUGCAUCACGGCGGGACAUUUCCAGAACGAGCAUCCGAACGCGUGUAGGCACGCGUCCUCCGGAUACUUUGGCUCCAAAUUCGUGACGGUGUGCGUGACGGGCGACGCGGACAACCACAUCCACCUGGAGGGCUACCAGGUGUCGGGUCAGUGCGCGGCGCUGGUGAGGGACGGCAUCCUGCUGCCCACCAGGGACGCGCCCGAGCUGGGCUACAUACGGGACUGCUCGCCGGAACAAUACGUGCCGGAUGUGUACUAUAAGGAGAAGGACGCGUACGGCAACGAAGUAGGCGUGUCGGCGAAGAGGCUGCCGGUGGCCUACCUGCUGGUGGACGUGCCGGUGGGCGUGGCGCCCGCGGCCGGCCAGCCGACCUUCGACCCGCGCGCGACCUUCCCACCCGCGCACCGGCCCCUGCAGCAGCACGUGCAGUCCCUGGCCGCGCUGCACGCGCACCUCGAGCGCUCCGAGUCGUUCCUGGCCGCGGUGGCCGACCUGCACGUGCUGCUGUUCCUGGCCACCAACGACGCGGCGCCGCUCACCGUGGACCAGCUGGCGCCGCUGCUGGACGCCGUGCGGCGCCGCGACGCGCCCGCCGCCGAGGCCUGGCGCUCCACCCCCGCCGCCGCCGCGCUGCUGGCCCGAGCCGCCGCCGCCGCCGCGCCCGCUGCCGCUCCCGGCUCCCAGCUGUGGACCUGUCCUCUGUGCACGUUCCAUAACGCCGCGCCGCUGGACGCCUGUGAGAUGUGCGCGAUGCCCAGGAACGCCAUGUAA
Messenger RNA from Danaus chrysippus (African queen), 1806 nucleotides. Lineage: Eukaryota; Metazoa; Arthropoda; Insecta; Lepidoptera; Nymphalidae. The record is from the annotation of a GenBank genome assembly.